GCUCCCCUCCGCCGCCACGAAUACCAGCAGCCCUCGAUUCCCGGAGAUGGCUGAUCGUUUCGAUCCAGGAAGAGGUGGCGGUGGAAGAGGUAUUGAGAGAGGAAGUAACUGGAGACUGGUGAUGAAUUAUGGAAGGGAUGCACAAUUUGAUAGACAAGAUUAGGGCUACCAUGUCCGCCCUCGACCCCCCUUCAAAAAAUUUCAAGGUAAUCAAUUUCAGAACCACUUUGCUAGAGAGAGCUUUGGCAAUUGGAAUCGUGAGGGUGGUGGCCGUGACAUGCGUCAGUUUCAGUAUAAGUCAACAUUUCAGACCAAUUUGCCUCCUACCGCUAGCAAUUACCAGCAGAAGUCUAGCGCUGCAACAAAAAGUGGGGGAGGGGGUGACAGUGAUAUUCAGACAUCCAAAGCAAUCUAUGCAGGGGGAGUUCUGAAUGGUAAUCAAGACGCUGCGGGAGGGGGGAUGGAAAACAAACAACAGGCAACUAACAAGAUCAUCUGUCACAAAUGUGGAGAGAAGGGUCAUAAUUCCAAGGGGUGUGAAGCUAAAGUCAAAUGUUCCAUCACACACAUAGCUGAAUUAUGUGCAUGGCUGCAUCAGAAAAAACCAGUGGCAUCUUUGGUGGGGUUUGGAGGAGAAGGACUAGGCAUUUUUGUGGCAGAUCAUGCAAAAGAGUUACCUGGGAAUAAUAAUAAUGAUGCAGUAGCUUUGGUCAGGCUCAGAGAUGACUGUGAUUUGGAAAUUGAUUCAGAGGAUCUUAUCAAUAGCUUGGCAAAAACUUACCCCUGGAGGUGGGAUUGGAAAGCAAAGAAAGUGUCUGAUGGAGUUUUCCUGCUAAAUUUUCCAUCUGUUGCAAGGAUCAAUGAGGCUGCCAUUUAUGACUGGGUCCCUCUGAAAGGUGGAAACAUAAUGAUCAAAGUGAAAGUCUGGAAUGAUGAUGCUAUGGCUAUUGGUAAACUAGCAUUGAUAUGGGUCAGCGCUAAGGGGGUACCAAAAACAAUGAAAAACUAUCAGGGGCUUUGUGAGAUUGGAUCAAUGAUUGGAUAUGUGCAAAUUGUUGACGUGGAUUUGGUAAACAUAAGUGGUUUGGUCAAGCUGAAGAUUGCUGUGGUGGAUCACACCAAAAUCCCCAGAUGGACUAAGCUGACAACUCCAAAUCUCAUGGUUUACAGAAUUUUCUUUGAGGUGGAAGAGGUUUUAGAUGAAGGAUGGACCAAACUAGAAGAUGAACUAUCACAAGGAUAUGAGCAGUGGAUGGAUUUCCAACAUGAGGAGGAUGAAAACAGAGAGGCAAAGAAAGCAAAAACAGAUGCAAAUGUUGCAAUCUGUGCAAGUACUAGAACCAGGAUGGCACUAGCUAGAAGACAAAGAGGCUGCUAUUAAAGAGCAAGAGGCUGCUGAUAAGCUAUUGUACAAUAGGAAUCUGGAUAUUCAGAAACUUAAUAAAACUAAUGAGGAGAUAGGCUCUACAUCAGUCAAUGGAGAGGGAGAGAAAAGGGAGGAUGAUGAGAUGCAAAAGGAUGAUUCAUAGGAGAAAGCUAAUGAGGAAGAACCUUCUCAGUUUGUGAGUCUUGGCACAAAACUUGGGAUUGAUGUUGUUGAAGGGGCAGAAAUGGAAAACAUCAAAGGAGGUGAAACCCAAGAGCUUCCAAGAUACAGUGGGAGGAUUGCCUUGAAGGACAGAGAUGACAUUCCUAUACUGGAUAGAGCUAUGACUUUGGCCAGAGCCAAAAAUCUAGCUCUAUCUGAAGGGGAGGGAGGACGCAAAACUGGAGCUGCAACAGGGCGCAAAGCUGCUGGAGCGAGUCGCGAGUGACAUCUUCCAGGCGCGAAGGAGCUGGGCAUCUUGGGUUCCAAGGAUCGAAGAUUGAUUCAAAAUUAGUGGACUAUAGAGAGUUUUGCUUGCUUAGAUGUUUUGUUCAGGCUGUGUCUGGUCUAGCUGAGUUCCUUGUGGGUGAUGCUCACAUAGGAACCUUUUCUCCUUAAAGCCUUGCCAUCCUUGUAUACAAGAGAGGGCAUGGGCGAAGUUUUGGAAACACAAAAACAUGUUGGUCUGCAUUUCUGGUUGGAAUUGACAGAUAUUUGGUUUCGUUAAUGAA
Molecule: messenger RNA, 2097 nt
Organism: Triticum aestivum (bread wheat)
Lineage: Eukaryota; Viridiplantae; Streptophyta; Magnoliopsida; Poales; Poaceae
Exons: 2
Coding region: 278-1381 (367 amino acids)
Molecular function (GO): nucleic acid binding; zinc ion binding
Source: RefSeq, a predicted model, not a curated record